Messenger RNA from Helobdella robusta, 2676 nucleotides. RefSeq lists its product as hypothetical. The coding region runs from base 1 to 1782 and encodes 593 amino acids. Gene Ontology annotation, cellular component: transcription regulator complex; histone acetyltransferase complex. The record is from RefSeq and is a predicted model, not a curated record. The transcript has 9 exons. Gene Ontology annotation, biological process: positive regulation of transcription by RNA polymerase II. NCBI's taxonomy places the organism in Eukaryota, Metazoa, Annelida, Clitellata, Rhynchobdellida, Glossiphoniidae. Gene Ontology annotation, molecular function: transcription coactivator activity; chromatin DNA binding; histone acetyltransferase activity.
AUGUACGAACUGUGGUCGCCUAAACCACGUGAUCUGUGUCAUGUACCUGGACGAGACAUUCCACACAACAAUUUGAGCACAUUCUUAGAGAAUAGGGUGACAAAUUUUUUCAUCAGAAAGAAAUUAGACUCUGGAAAAGCUGUAUUUGCAUUUCAAGAGUUCAACAACCAGGAUGUAUGCUUCUUCGGUAUGCAUGUGCAAGAGUAUGGUUCAGAUGUUCCAGCUCCAAAUGCCAGUUUUGUAUCCCUACAUAUCUGGUCGUGCCCUCCAUGUGAGGGCGAUGAUUACAUCUUCAACUGCCACCCAGUCAAGCAAAAGAUCCCAAAAGCAAAAAGAUUGCAAGAAUGGUACAGGAGACUUCUUGAGAAGGCCACCAAUGAGAAUAUUGUUUCAAAUUUUACCGAUAUCUUAUCGUAUGCCGUUAGUAAUGACUUGAAGAAUGCAGCUGACAUGCCGUAUUUUGAUGGGGACUUCUGGCCAUCAUCUCUCGAAGAUAAUAUCAAGGAAAUUGAGAAGACCUCACAAGACUCGAAGACAAGAACGAAUCAAAAAACUCAAAAUAAGGGGAAGAAAGUGCUGCCCUCAACUCAUGGAGAUGUCCUCGUCGAUAAAAUUUACUCAACUCUUGGAAAAUAUCGAGAGAUGUUCUUCGUAGUCGAAUUCUUCACCCCAGAAGAAGCCAUGACCCUUCUGCCCAUCUGUGACCUUGACCCCUUGAUGCCGAAUGACCUCAUGCACGAAAGAUCCAGUUUUUUGGUUAUGUUCAGAGAGAGGCUGGCCGAGUUCUCAUCGCUGCGAAGGGCCAAACAUUCAACGUGCAUAAUGCUGCACGAGAUCAUUAACAACAACAUCAACUCCAGUACUAAUAGUACUAAUGCUCUAGCUGGCUCCGACGCCAGAGGCAGCAUCAGCACCGUUAGUAGUGGAGUACAAGGCGGUAGUGGUAGUAAUGUUGUCGGAGUUGGUGGUGGCGAUGUGGCUGCCGCUCGACGGUUUGUUUGUUCUGGUUGUGGCAGCAAGGAAGGUGACUUCUAUGGUUGCUCAGAGUGUGAGACAUGGAAGAGCUGUCCUGCUUGCCUGGCGAGCCUCCAACACAUCCAUCCAACUCACCUCAUCUCCACUACGACCGCCCUCAAGAAGAGGAAAAUAAUUGGCGCCAGUGGUGUGGAUGCCCUAGAACAUGCCUCAUUCUGUCCAGGAGGUCCGGAAGGGAUGUGCUACAAAGAAGGUAAUGAGGAGGAUGUCGCCAGAUGUCAGAAAUUUAAAUCUGCCUUCACUCAUGCACCUAGCUGUGAGAACAGGCUCGACUGUCCAUCUUGCAGGACGCUAGUUCGUUUGGCGCUGCUACACGCUAGGAAAUGUACUUUUGCCACUCCUUGCGGUUCUAAUUCUAGCAGUGUCGGUACUGCUACUGAUGGUAAUAACAACAAUAGUACCACUUCAACAAUCACUACAAUCACUACUGCUACUGAAGCGAGUGUUACUUCUGCUACUAACAAAAUUGCGAACACAGAGCAAGUUCAACCCCCUCAACAACAGCAUAUUACAGAGUGUCCAGUUAUAUUCUGCACGGUGGCCAGAUCAAAGUUGCAGCAGCUGCUGUCGAAGCAGAGAAAGAUGGGCGAGAGAAUGUUGAAGAGGAGAACGGCAGCCAUGAUGGUGAACGAGGAAAACGAUGGUUCUGCCAGUGGUGGUAGUGGUGGUGGCGCUUCAUCGUCGUCGUCGGCUGCCAGUGAGAGAGUUGAUUCCAGGCAGGACUUUCAAAGAAUGGGAUCUAUGUAGUGUGGUUGAUGUUGUUCGUUGAGUCUGAGUGUUUAUCCGAGUCCAUUGUGUUUAUCUGCUUGUUUGAUUGUUUGCCUGUAUGUGUGUGUGUGUGCGUUCGUGCGUGUGUGUGGGUGUGUAUGUCAAUCAACGCUAGCGUUUUCAGUAGAAUCAUGAUUGAGGAUGAAUGAAUGAGUGAAUAAAUGAAUAAUAUUCUCUUUUAAAUCAAACAGAUUGUUUCGUGAAUAAAAUGUCAAUUAAACAGAUCAAUAUAGUAAAAGGAAUGAUUAAGAGUUGAAGGAUGUAAUGAGGGAUUGAACGAAUGUAUGAAUAUUCAUGUUCUCAAACUUUUUCAGAAGUCAUUUUUACUAUUUACUGUUAGGUUAACAAAUGUGUGCUUUUAUAUUAUGUAAUGACCCUGGUUGUUAUAAUAAUUUUCGUUUUUUUUUACGAUCGUCGUUAUUUGUGAUGUAUAAUUGAUUUUAUCUUAUCAUUUCUUUCUUAUAAACACAAAGAAGAGAUAGAAUUAAAUUGAGAUAGAAUUAAAAUCACUUGAGGAAGAUGUUCAAUUUUAUUUCUUAUUUCCAACUUGCUGGCGUUUACUAGUGCUCUGCUCCAUUUAACUUAGGUAAUAUUUCACAUCACAUUCAUAUAUUUGUAUUGCUAACUAUUUAUAUGUAUGUGUAUAUAUAUAACGAUCAAAAUAUUAAUUAAUGUAUCUUGGUAUGCGCGUAUAUUUGUUUGUCUCUGUAUUUAUGUAUGUAUGUGUAUGUAAUGGUUUUAGUUUUGAUCAUUUUUUUCCACAGCAGUAACGUUUAACGUAUUAAGAAAUUAUCUUUAAUGUGAACAGUUUUUCUCUGAAAUGAGACUUUGAUGACUAUGAUUCAGUCUUAUAAAUUAUAAUAUUAUUACAUU